Molecule: messenger RNA, 951 nt
Organism: Aspergillus terreus NIH2624
Lineage: Eukaryota; Fungi; Ascomycota; Eurotiomycetes; Eurotiales; Aspergillaceae
Product: Rtr1/RPAP2 family protein phosphatase
Exons: 1
Coding region: 1-951 (316 amino acids)
Cellular component (GO): cytoplasm; nucleus
Molecular function (GO): RNA polymerase core enzyme binding; RNA polymerase II CTD heptapeptide repeat phosphatase activity
Source: RefSeq, a predicted model, not a curated record
AUGUCUCCAAAUCCCACGCCGUUAAGAACCUCUCUUCCAUCCGCUCAUGCGGCCUCUUCCACGUCCUCUCGCUCCCAACCCUCGCGUCCUGCGCCACCACGCCCUCAAGCGUCACACCAACAGACGAAGCCCGGUGCCGAUCCGCGCCAUAUGGCCAUCGCUCUACACCAUGCGCACCGCAUCCAGGCUCAAAAAGACACCGAAGCCCUCAUCCUCGACCGAAUUCUCGAACUCGUCUCCUUCCCCUCCUCUCCGGACGCAGACCCCGCGGCUCCCUCUCCCGACGAUGCAAAUGCCUUCAAGGCUGCUCUGGCGCCCUUCCAGCCUGCCGACUACGAUAACCUGAUCCUCGAGCGCAACAUCGAGGGUCUCUGCGGAUACGGGCUGUGUCCACGUGAACACCGCAAGGAAAACGCCAAGGGUACCUAUCGCAUCACCUGGGGUGCAAAGGGGACCGGUCCGGGCGGUCGCGGUCGCGAGAUGAACAUCGUCCCGCGCGAGAAGCUCGAAAUGUGGUGCUCCGAUGCCUGUGCCGAACGCGCCAUGUAUAUUCGUGUGCAACUGGCGCAGGAGCCAGUCUGGGAGCGACGGGCGGAUGACCGUCGAGGAAAGGAUAUUCUCCUUCUUGAAGAAGGCAGAGGCUCCACGAGGAUGAAAAGUCCUGCCACGGUCAAGGAAGUUGCCGGACAAUUGGACCAACUACGACUGGACCCUGGUCAGCCAUCGUCAAGCCACAUGGCCGAGGAUCUUGCGAGGCUCUCCGUCCGAGACGAAAAUCAUCACGAUCUGGCUAUGGAGCGUGGGGACUCGAAUCCAGCUCUGUACGGCGGUCGGGUGGAUGUGCAGAUCCGCGAGAAGCAGAAUCUUAAUCCCACGGCCAGGGCUCCCGAGAUGCGCCCCGGCGAUCAUAAAGGGGGCUCGAUUGAAGGCUACAUGCCCCGUGACGACUAA